AUGCCCCCAAUUUACUAUGCCAAUAGAACGUUGAGUGGAGCCCAACUAAACUACACUGUGACUGAAAAGGAGAUGCUGGCUGUGGUGUUUGCAUUCGACAAGUUCAGAUCAUACCUUAUUGGCUAUAAGAGGUUGAAGUGUUCGAUGUUUGUGGAAGCUGCAACAUUUCCCACCAAUGAUGCAAGAGUGGUGGUGGGGUUUUUGAAUAAGGACAUAUUCACCCAUUUUGGGACCCCGAGAGCUAUUAUCAGUGAUGGGGGCACUCACUAUUGCAAUCGAUCUUUCGAGAAGUUGCUAGCGAAGUACGAUGUGCGCCACAAGGUGGCAACACCAUAUCAUCCUCAGACCAAUGGAUAG
This is a messenger RNA of Nicotiana attenuata, 357 nucleotides long. RefSeq lists its product as uncharacterized. The transcript is spliced from 2 exons. Gene Ontology annotation, biological process: DNA integration. Gene Ontology annotation, molecular function: nucleic acid binding. The coding region runs from base 1 to 357 and encodes 118 amino acids. NCBI's taxonomy places the organism in Eukaryota, Viridiplantae, Streptophyta, Magnoliopsida, Solanales, Solanaceae. The record is from RefSeq and is a predicted model, not a curated record.